AUGCCCGUUAAGCUCCUCCCACAACUCCGCCUCCUCAACAACCCCUCCUCCUCCUCUCUCCCAAUCUCCCGCUUCCUCUCCAUGAAAUUCGGACCCUCCAUUUCGGCCUCGCCCCGACCCGUACCCGCCUUCUCCCGCGCCUUCCCGCUCCGCCUCCGCUACCUCGCCCUCGGCUCCCACCGCUCAUUAUCCACCCGCGCCUUCCGAACCGGGUCGGGUUCUUCCGGGUCGGGCUCCCAAUUCGCCCGCGGAUACGAGCGGAAGGCGGUCGGUGGAUCCAAGAGCCUUGUCGACGACGAGGCCGAGCUGAGCGACUGGGUCAGCGAGCUGCGGACCGACCCGACCCGAAGGGGAGAGGAUUCUGACGGCGGUGGGAGGAGAGGUAGGGUUAGAGAUAGGGGAGGGGAGAGAGAUAGAGAGCCGUAUCCGGCGAAGCGGAGCAGGAGAGAUAGCGGCGGCGGCUCCGACGAGUUCGGCGGAGGGUUUCGGUCUCCGGCUCAGUCUUCACGGAUGAGUAGCAGAAGGGAGGAUGGUGGUGAUAGAGGAGGUAGGUCAUUUCCGGCGAGAGGUAGUCGCGGUGGGAGUUCGAGCUUCGGUGAUCGGAGACCGAGCUCCGGUCCGUCGGCGUUUACUAAAAAUCCUAGGAUGGAUAGAAGGUUUGAUAACAAGUUUGGGGAUAAUGCUGUGAAGGAGGAUGAGUUUUCGGGGAGGAGGAGUCAGAGUUUCAGAGGGAGUUCGAGUAAUGUGGCUAAGAGAGGUGGGAGAGAGGUGGAUGCGGGUUUCAGAAGAGGCGGAGGUGAGUGGGUGAGGAAGGAUUCGAUUAAGGAAAGGCCGGUGGUUGAUGAUAGUGAUGAUGAGGAUGAUGAGGUGGAGGAGCUUGGUGCUGGUAUUGGGGGGUUGCUUACCGAGGAAGAUAGUGAUGGUGCUGCUUCGGAGGUGGAGGAUGGGUAUGAAGUGUUGAAAGGUAAGAGUGCUGCGGCAUUGUUUGGUUCGGAUAAGGUAGCGGUGAGCCAGAAGGCUGUGCCGAAAAGUUCAGCUGGAGACUCUGACUCGUAUUUGAGUGAGUCAAGGUUUGAUCAGUGUUCGGUCUCACCACUGUCCUUGAAGGGAAUAAAGGAUGCGGGAUAUGUGAACAUGACUGUGGUACAAGAGGCUACUCUUCCCGUCAUACUCAAAGGCAAGGAUGUUCUAGCCAAAGCCAAAACCGGGACUGGAAAAACUGUUGCGUUCUUGCUUCCAUCAAUUGAAGUUGUUGUAAAUUCACCUCCUAUUGGUCGUGACCAUAAGAGACCCCCAAUUUCUGUACUUGUAAUAUGCCCAACUCGAGAGCUGGCGAAUCAAGCUGCAGUAGAAGCCGGUAAAUUGUUGAAGUAUCAUCCUUCUAUUGGUGUUCAAGUUGUGAUUGGAGGUACAAGACUUGCUCUAGAACAGAAACGCAUGCAAGCAAACCCUUGCCAGAUUCUUGUCGCUACACCGGGAAGGCUCAAAGAUCACAUUGAGAAUACCGCGGGUUUCGCAACUAGGCUGAUGGGUGUCAAGGUCCUCGUACUUGAUGAAGCUGACCAUUUACUUGAUAUGGGGUUCCGUAAAGACAUAGAAAGGAUUAUAGCUGCUGUUCCAAAACAGCGACAGACACUAUUGUUCUCUGCCACAGUUCCAGAAGAGGUCCGUCAAAUUUGUCAUAUUGCUUUGAAAAGAGAUCAUGAAUAUAUAAACACGGUUGUGGAAGGCAGUGAAGAGACACAUGCACAGGUUAGACAAACCCAUUUGAUUGCUCCUUUGGACAAGCACUUCUCCUUUGUAUAUAGUCUUCUUAAAGAGCAUAUCGCAGACGAUCUUGACUAUAAGGUUCUUGUAUUCUGCACUACUGCAAUGGUCACCCGACUGGUCGCUGACCUUCUUGGUGAGCUGAACUUGAACGUUAGGGAGAUCCACUCCAGAAAGCCACAGAGUUAUAGAACUAGGGUUUCUGAUGAAUUUCGGAAAUCAAAGGGUCUUAUCCUGGUGACUUCUGAUGUAUCUGCACGUGGGGUUGAUUAUCCAGAUGUUACUCUAGUCAUACAGGUUGGCAUUCCAGCUGAUAGACAACAGUAUAUUCAUCGACUUGGUAGAACUGGCCGUAAGGGCAAAGAAGGGCAAGGAAUAUUGCUACUGGCGCCUUGGGAGGAAUUCUUCUUAUCCGCUAUUAAAGAUUUGCCAAUGACCAAGGCUCCUGUACCUUUAGUUGAUCCCGAUACGACGAAGAAGGUGGAACGAGCUCUAUCCCAAGUGGAGAUAAAGAACAAAGAAGCAGCAUACCAAGCGUGGCUUGGGUAUUACAACUCAAAUAAGAAAAUAGGGCGUGAUAAGCAUAGGCUUGUGGAGCUUGCUAAUGAGUUUAGCCGAAGCAUGGGGCUGGACAACCCUCCAGCCAUUGCCAAGAUGGUUCUCGGUAAGAUGGGUCUUAAGAAUGUCCCUGGACUGCGUUCCAAAUAAAGCUUAUAGCAGCUAGUUGGUGAGAUCGUCUUUUUUAUUAAGAACGGGAACACGAUUUGUUGGAAACUUCGAUAUUUUACCAUCACAUAGAAGAGAUUGCUGGUCUUCCUUGUUGAGGUCUUCUAGUUAUUUCCCUGCUGUUGUGUUUCUAGCUAUUGCAUUGAUUCCACGUGAACAAUUAUAUAAACCUCUACUAGUAGAAAUCAAUCUAACUGCUUGACAAUUUGAAG
This is a messenger RNA of Fragaria vesca subsp. vesca, 2705 nucleotides long. RefSeq names its product DEAD-box ATP-dependent RNA helicase 26-like. Gene Ontology annotation, cellular component: chloroplast. Lineage: Eukaryota; Viridiplantae; Streptophyta; Magnoliopsida; Rosales; Rosaceae. The transcript has 10 exons. The coding region runs from base 1 to 2475 and encodes 824 amino acids. Gene Ontology annotation, molecular function: ATP binding; RNA helicase activity; nucleic acid binding. The record is from RefSeq and is a predicted model, not a curated record.